Linepithema humile (Argentine ant) is the source of this 3840-nucleotide messenger RNA. RefSeq lists its product as uncharacterized. The record is from RefSeq and is a predicted model, not a curated record. NCBI's taxonomy places the organism in Eukaryota, Metazoa, Arthropoda, Insecta, Hymenoptera, Formicidae.
AUGGAGGACGCGGACUUGAAGGGUGAGGAAAUUUUUGAUCAAAUCGCAACCGCGUCAGAGAACGUAGGAUACUCUGUGAGGCGUCCGAAUGCGGACUCGAAUCUUGAAGAACAACUGCCGAGCGCACCGUCAGCGGUAGACGCAUCGGUGCAUUAUGAAAAUUCCAACGGCUUCGUGCCAAUGAUACCGUCUGCCUCGCCAUCGCACGACGAUCCCGAAUCGUCGCCGUUACAGAUCGACGAUCCCGAACAGCAGGAUUCGAACGAGUCCGAAGAGAGCGACGCGACGAUUGUUGUAAGUGCUCGAGGCAGCUCCGAAACGCAGGCGGAGAAAAAAUUCGAGGAAGACUUAGCGUACUCCUCGGAAGCGAGAAUUUUUCUCAAUGAUCCCGGCUCGUUGACGAAUCGCCGGUCUUUCGAUUUCCAGGAGGGCAAACUGAAUGAGUUUGAGCUGCUGAAGGUGAACAACGACACCCCGGCGGUGGCCAAUUACCAGCAGUUCUACGAAAAUGUGCGCAGCACGGUGAACACCAACGGCGGUGAUGCCAACGGCGAGCCCGUCGACGCGUCUUCGUCCGGGCGCACGAGCGACGGCAAGCGGACCGAGAGCUACGCUCACAAUUACGUCCGGCCGACAGUGCAGUCGCAGCAGGUUAACGAGGAGGAUCCCUAUGCGCAGUUCUAUUCAUACAACAACAUGCAGGAUAUGAAGAAGACUACUUAUGAGCAGGAGAAAGUCGCCGGCAAUUAUCAUCCGCAGGAUACCGUGAACCACAACGCCGGUCACGGGCAGAACGCAGCGCCGACACUGCCGUCCUCGUCAAGGACGAAUUACGAGGUCAACGAGCUCGCGAAUAGCGGAACUUACGAUAACAUUGCGGAACAAUCGAGGGCGCGCCACCGCUUCUCCAGGCCGGUCGUGGUCGCCGAGUCGACCGAUUUCAGCGAUCAGGCGCAGAGUGGCGUUUCGGACAACGAUCAGAGGACCUCGAGAAACCUAGAGUCUUCCAAUUCGGAGGAGAGCGGCGAAUACUCGUCCGAGUACAUCGAGCGGCCGAGAAUAAGAAUACAGAAAAGCCGAAGACGCCCAUAUCCUGACACGUCCAGAAAACUUCCGAAGGAGCAUCGAGGCACGACGCAAGGGAGCGCGGAGGAGGACAAGCAGAAGUACAAUCCGGCGAAGCUGAAAUCGCAGCGGUACAGAAUCAAGACAAAUCCGUGGGUCAACGAUCCUAGCGCGAAUCAAGACGAGAGCGUCGAGGACAUCAAACACACGGACAUAAAGAGCGCGAAAGCGCGCGGUUCCAAAUCGAAGCACAACGCGUGGAAUCAGAUCUCGCCGAAUCUCGAGAUCUCGCACUCGAACGGCAUCGAGCUGGAUCACACGGGCAAGCCGAAGUACGUCGUGAAUCUCGUGCCCGUGGCGAGCUUCGAUCACGCGACCGCAUUGGACAACAGCCAGGGCUUCGACAUGUCGAACGCGAUGCUGCAGAACAUCGUGACCGCCGCGCCAGUGCUGAGCACGCCGGUGCCGGACAUCAUCGUCGGUCAGAACAGCUUCCAAAGUCCCGUGCACACCGUUUUCGUGUCGCAGCCGGGACAGAACGGCAAGGACACCCUGCGAGCGACGUACUUGCCGAGCACGAUGACGCCGGUGUUCGCCGUCACGUCCAGCCUGAAUCCGACGUUGCACAACGUGCGGCUGCAGAACAACGUGACGCCGCGAACGGCCUUCACCGUGACGCCUGCUCCGACAUCUGUCGUCCAGCAGCUGUUAGUGCCGCAGCCGACCGUGCAAACUUACUCGAAUUUCCUGCAGACGCCGCUGCAGACGAACUCGGGGUACCAGAUCCAACUAAAUCCGCACGGGCUGCAGGGUCAGAGUCUGUUUGGUCACGGCAACUUGCAGGGUCUGUCGACAGAGCCGACCACGCUGCUGACCGGUUCGUCGAUGCCGGAGGGCCGGAACAACGUCGACUCGCAGAACAAGAAGAACGCGUACACCGUUUCCGGCGGGAAUAUUCUGACGACCGCGAGCAUGACCGUCGGCCAGAACGACCAGAAGACGAUCAACGGCAACUCGUACUACCUGCAGAAUCACAAUGCGCAGGUGAAAGACAUCGAGACUCCGAGAACGAAAACGUACGUUCAGGCGACCCAGAUGGUGCCAACGCUGCUGCAGAUCCCGACUCAGCAGGACGCGAAGCAGUACAUUAAGCUGCAAAGCGGCAGCAUGGAGGACGCUGUGCAACAAUUGCAGGCUCAGAUAAAUAAACAAUUGGUAAAGAACACUAAAUUAAUCGCUCUGCAGUCCGCUGACAACGCGGGCAGUCACUCGAACAACGUAGACGUGAAUGCGCUCACGGGAAACGCUCAUCUUCCAAACGUCGUCACGAAGAACGUGGAGAUAGUGAAUCCGAACAUCAAGCCGAGCCCGAUCGACACCACUAUGAACGCGUAUUAUCCGACUGCUGUGCUAACGACGCCUAUCCCGAUUUUCAGCACGAUAUCGCCCGUCACGCAGACCGUCGCUCUUCAGAAUUAUGUGAACUCUCUGACGGAAAGCGGCGCCAAGGCCAAGCAUUUGGGCGCGGAUCUGAAAACGGCGCAGAAUCAGGAACGGCCGAUGUUCAAUCCCAUCAAUUUCGUACCAAACAUCGACAUUCUUAAGAAUCAGAAUACGCUCAAUAACAAGCCGACCAACGAGCAUCUUCAGCAAGGUUUGAGCUUAGUACCAGUCAUGCCGGGCGGGAAUUUUUUCAGACCGUCGCUCGCGGCGCAAAGCGAGCUGGUCGCGAAGCCGAAGUUGACCUCGGAUCUGCAGAAGUACGCCGAGGAGAUGUUCAAGGAAUCCCUGAAGACGAUGUACAACUCGCAGAAGUGGAAUAACGAUCGAAGGCCGCAGCUGAACAAUCAGAACGGCUCGGAGAGCGAUAUAGCAAAGCUGCGACUCGAGCUGCAGAAACUGCGCGCCUCGUUGUCGGGAGACUCGCGAUUCCGAGAUAUUCUCGAAGCGCAUCAAAGUGAGAACAUUCAUUCCACCGACACGCCUAAAUCCUCCGACAAGAAGAAGCAGGACCCGCUGAUCGCGACCUUGGAACAGUUGCUGAAGACAAAGCCGCGAGGACCGAUACACAUCUUCCACGGCGUCAGCAGGCCAGGCCGCAAGCGUAAACCGGGAGAACCGAACUUCAGUCCCGAUUUUCAUGAUGAUUUCACCAGCAACACUCACACAAUGGAAUUUCUCACGCCGCCGAGAAAUCAUUUCCACUCGAAGGGCCCUUAUCACGAGAAACUGAAGAAACGACCGAUUCCAUCGAGAUAUAAGAACGGCCCGAGGAAACCAAUUAGACCGAGCAACUCGCCGCCCAGAAACCACGGCCUGUUGGACGCGUCCGCCAGCACCAUCAACAUCGUUUUGCCCGACGACGAUCCACCGUACAACAAAGCGCCGUUCGAACACGACAAUCUGGACUCGGACUCCCGACAUCAGCCGUCCUUCGACAGGUAUCCAACUUUCACCACAUCGUCGCCGGAGACCAUCGGCAGCUUCCUGCGGGAGCUCAAGACGUCGAAAAACAGAAUCAAGGACUACGACAUCAACCAUCCCAGGAUGCACAAUCUCCUCGGGCUGUUAAUGAAGAAUAAACAGUUGCCGACCAGGAGCGCGCAGAAUUACUUUCGCAACAAAGAUCAACUGCGGCAGUACUUCGAGAGCGAGAAGCACCGGUUGCAGCAGCAGUAUUACGAAGACAUGAGAGAUUAUUUGGAGAGGUCCGACAUGGCCGCGCGACCUGGUUCGCUGGUCAACAGGAAUAUCUACAUAAACGGCACCGCGUAA